CCUGGACUAUAAGGACACAUGCACACGACGAUCACACGCGGACCGACAAUGUACAUAAUUCAUAAGUUUGAUGACGCUGUACUGUUCACGGCAUAAAUUAUGAUUAGUGGUACUGCUGGAGUUGUGAUACUGGCGCUGCCGUACGUAUACGUGUACCUUGUAAGGAGAAAGUGAAAACGACUGCAAUCGCAGUUGCAAUCAAAACACGAUCGAAAGGAGUCUGCUGUUUGUCCCAUCGGCUCGAUUUAGUAAAUCUACAUCCACAGGGGCUGCACGAGACAACCGUGAACACCGAUCGACAACAAAAUGGAGAUAUUUCAGCUGGGAUUCUUCCUUCUGCUAGCUACUUUGUGUGUUGGGGUAACGAACACGACAACUCGAUUGCAAUUUGACCGUAAUCAACACGAAAAUCAAGGCGGUCAUUGCCCUCAUGACUUUGAAAGAUACAACCCGAACGAUGAUCCCGGAUGUCCGGGCGAGUGUCGGGGGGACCAAGACUGCAGCAAUGGGGAGAUGUGCUGCGUCGAGAACCGGGACAGAAUCCAUCACCGCAGCUCCAUCGGAAGCAAUUGCCCCGUCUGCUCGCCACCUGUAUACGGAGUGGGAUGUUACUAUGACACGUACUACGGUGAAUACGAGUAUUACCAAGAUGACGCGAUUUUCUCGCCUGAAUUCGGCGGCUGUGCAAUUUGUCAAUGCCUCAAUGGAAAUAUCAACUGCUACAAUACCUGUGAUAAUCCCUUUGCACUUAGGGAAUGGAUUGUGCCCGGCAUCACCAUGGGAGUAGCUCUGUUGGUCGUUCUGUUUGCCUCUUUGUCCGUGUGCUGCUGCGUGAAGUGUUGUCGCAAGACCAGGGAAAGAACUGUACACUACGGAGCCGGAAUGCAGGUUCAAAGGCCUCAUAACUUCCAUACCUCCCAGCAUACUGCGCGUGCGGAAGACAAGGCCCCACUCACCAACUACGACAUGGCUUAGACAGUCUCCAGCUUCGCGUCAUUUAUUUUCUGGACAAUGAACCCUGAUACUAGGGGAAGUCCAUCCAUCAUGUUUAUUCCGUUUGGCCCAACAUUUCACAAUGACUGUGUCGUUGUUAAGACAUGCAUUUUGCAGGUUGCAAAACAGCGAUUUAAGAGUCUGCAUGCAAUUAGUCUGAAGUAUUCCAGAUAUGGUGUACUGGUAUUAAAUAGCUGCUGUACAUUUCAGAACUGAACCCUACGGAAAUCUUGAAAUGUUGUGUAACGUCUAUACAUUAGUCUAUACUUAACGGGUUUUUUUUCAAAAUAAGUGAAAGACUUAAGGAAAAAUAGUCUUUUGUUGAAAACUGUACUUACUGAUUUAUCUGUUAUCGGUUUUAAGCACGCUACACGCAUUUUUGCUUACUUAACAUUAAUAGAUAAACUAUACUCCUAAAUGGAUCAUAAAAGUGCGGACAAAACAUCCAUUUUUAAAUGCAAGUUUUUGGGUUUGAAUUAAAAUAGCUCUCCGGGUAUCAGAAUAUCAGAAUGUUAUUAAAGAGACGAAUUUUACAGAACUAUUUGUUAGCUGUAAAAGUUUUUAAGAAAGUGUAUGAAUCUCGCAUGAAGGGGAUUGUAAAUAAAGUGUUUGUAGACCUAUUUGUAUUUUACGAACAUAUUUCUUAUUUUACGCUAAUAGCAUUAAAUGCAGAAAGUUUUGCGCAGAA
Messenger RNA from Patiria miniata (bat star), 1681 nucleotides. RefSeq lists its product as uncharacterized. The transcript is spliced from 7 exons. NCBI's taxonomy places the organism in Eukaryota, Metazoa, Echinodermata, Asteroidea, Valvatida, Asterinidae. The record is from RefSeq and is a predicted model, not a curated record. Bases 307 to 975 code for a protein of 222 amino acids.